Drosophila kikkawai is the source of this 5329-nucleotide messenger RNA. RefSeq names its product Interacts with the C terminus of ELL 1 (gene Ice1). Lineage: Eukaryota; Metazoa; Arthropoda; Insecta; Diptera; Drosophilidae. The record is from RefSeq and is a predicted model, not a curated record.
UGGUGACCGGCUGCAGAAAAACGCGGAUUAUUGUUUUAGUUUUCUGUUUUGUAUAUUAAACCAGUCAACCCACCGCCACAGACUUCAAAAUAGCAGCUGUAAUCGCCGAGUAUUAAGAGAAAUGCAUUCGUGUUUCCCUUUCCACCCGAUGUAACCGCCGUGGCGGCGAGCAAUAACGCGACCACGUGAAAUACCGCAGCCAUGGACCUCGAGUUUCCAGACAUCGAUAUUGACCACCUUCUGGACACCACCACAGCGCUGGAAGAUGGCUUCCUGGCGCCCUACAAGCAGAUUCCGAUGCCCAAGAUCAACGGGCGGGUCAAGGAAAGGCGCAUCCGGCUGGCAGAGCGAAUUGCCCAAGGCGACGACUUGAUCCGGCAGGUGAAGCAGCUCCAGGCACAGAACAAAAAAUUGGCCGACCUGCAGCGCACCGCACAGGAGGUGACGGAUCUGUACCAGAAGGAAAAACAGCAGCGCCUUGAGCUGCAAAAGAAAUCCCAGCAAUUGGGCGACCGGUGCGCGGAGCUGGAGAAAGAGCUGGAUGCGCAGGUCAUAAUCGGCGAGAAUCUGCAAGAGGAGCUGGAGAAGCGGGCUCUGCCCGUAGAUGCCAAAGAAGUGCUAGGAAUCCUCCUGCAGCUGGAACAGCGACUGGGCGACGAUGCUGGCUUAGUGCGUCGUGACCAGAACAUCGUUAAGAAGCUGAAGGACUACUGCAAGACGGCCAACAUCAGUAUGCCUACGCCCAAGAGUCCCAGUCCGCGGAACAAACGGCGGAGCCAAGCUACGCAAACAGAUGCGGGGCCUGUCCCAGAGAAGCCCAUUCUGUGUUCUGUGGCCGUGCAGGUGGAGAAUCUGAUACAGACCCGCGACCAGAGCAUGCAGUUCAAGGCCACCACCACCACCAGGGGCACCACGACGGCCUCGUUUAUCAAGAAGUGCCAUGUGGGCACCACCUUCCCCGAACCGAAGCCAAUGCCUAAUGUGCAACAGAUACUCGACGAAAUGCUGUCCUGGCGAGAUGAACCACUGGGCCCGCUGAGUCCCCUAUGUGAUUUCCCACUCGAAGUGGAGGAGCAGCAUAUGCCCGCCACCGUCAGUGUGGCCACCAGCACCACGCUUUGUAAUAUACACCGGGAGAUUGACUUUAUAUCGGAGGUGCCGCCGCAAAUCAAGGUGUCCGCUUCACGGCCACCCUCGCGAACCAUGCUGGAUAGCGUUAAGGAGGAGGCUAGGUCUUCCAGGGAGCUCGCCAAGGAGCUGCUCAACUUUCUACCUCAAAACCAAAGCUGCCUGGCCAAUCUGCCGCCGCAGGCCUUCGAGGAGCUGUGGCAGGUAUUUGGCCAAAUGGUGCUGGGACUGCUCCAGCGGCGCCCCAGCCCGCCCACUGUCAGUCAGGCGGACUUUACCAGAUGGCUCUACGAGCUCUAUGAGGGCACCCAAUGCCAGCCGGAGGAGAACUCUAGCAAUAGCGCCAGCAAGAAAGACUUCUCUGCCAGCACGGAGUGCAUGGACGUUGGCUUAGAUCCCAUCAUAGCCUCACCAAACAUCAGUCACGGCGGGGAUAUCACGCCCAUACGCCUGCCACCAAAACCUAAAGAACGAAAGCGAAAAUCUAAAAAGCGACAGGCAGCUGCUUCUCUUAUAAAGCCCAUUGCCAAGCGAACGUGUCAGGAGAUGAAGCCUGCAGAGGAUCACCCAGGAAACACCCAGGAAUCGGUGAAAUUAGUCGAAGAACAAGAGCCAGAGACGGCCAUACAAUUUUUAAGCAACUUGAAUACUUUUAACAUGGCAAACUGUGAUAAUCUCGAUAAUAUGGAAUUGGAUGAGGAGGAAAUGUACUUGCUCCAGUUGACUUCCAAGGUGACAAGGCAGGCAGAACAGGAGCAAGCCACAGAGGGUGAAUGUGUAAGCCACUUCCCAACCUUACCUAAAGUCCUGGCAGACACUGAGUCGUCUUUGAAAGAUGACAUGGAACUGGAGCACUUUAAUGGGAUUACCUGCAAGGAAACAGAUGGAAAGCCAGACGAAAACCUGGAGCACACAGCAAAUACUGAAAACUUAGAGGACUCUGGAGGGAUUACCUGCCAGGAAACAGAAGGAAAGCCAGAGGAAAACCUUCCAACUUUACCAGAUUUAUUUACUGAGGAAACAGAUCUGCCUUUAAGUACAUGUCCCAAACUGAAAAAUAAGCAAAAAGAUAAGACAAUCAUUACUAGCUUACCAGAUUUGUCUACAGAGGUUUUAAAUCCUUCAGAACCAGUCCUUGGAAGUGCUGAUUUUGAUAUGGAAAAUCAGCCAAAGGGAAAGGCAAACACUACCAACUUCCUAAAAGAACCGCCAAGUUCUCUGGAUACGUCCUUUAAUGGCAGUGAUUCCCAGAAAGAAUCCAAUCUGUGUGAAAAGCAGUUACCUAGUGAAGAGACUGAUUCGGAUUUGAACUCUGAAAAGGUUUUUUCCGACCAGGAACACCCUGCUUUCAUAACAGAAGCAAUACCAGAAGUGGAUAAAAAUGUAUACUCCAGCGAUUCCGAUUCAGAGGACUACACCAUGCAGAGUGUUACAGGUUCUUUAUUGGAUAGCAACUCCUGCAAGUCUAAUAAAAGCAAAGGUAGAACUUUAGUGGAUUCAAAACGAUCUAUUUCCUACCUUUUUGGCAGUGAUUCGGAGUCUGAAGCAAGUGAAGAACAGCUGCCCAAGGAAGACACCGAGUCGGAGGAAGAUGUAAGCGAAAGUGAAAGUGAAAUAGCAGAAACCAAAACGAGUUUUAUGGAUUCAGAGGAAGAGUUUAAUAGAAGUGACUCUGACUCUAGUGAACAAAAGCUUCCUAAAGAAGAUACGGAAUUGGAUGCAGCAGAAUCCGAGGAAGACCUAAGCUUAAGUGAGUCUGAAGCCAGCGAGCAAGAGCUGCUUGAGGAGGUAACCAAAUGGAGUCCCAUUGCGUCGAAAGAUGAGUUCUACGACAAAGUAUCCGAAUCCGAAUCCUGCAAAAAGCUGUUGCCUAAACAAGAAACCAAAUGGCGUCCUAUUGAAUCGGAGGAAGAAGCAAGUAAACAACAGCUCCCCAAAGAAGAUACCGAAUCGGAUCCAAUAGAAUCGGAGGAAGAUGUAAGCCAAGGUAAGUCCGAAUCCAGCAAGCAAAAGCUCCUUAAGGAGGCAAGUUCGGAGUAUAAAUCCGAAUCCUGCAAAAAGCUGUUGUCCAAAGAAGAAACCAAACUGCCACCCGAAGAAUCAGAGAAAGAGUUGCUAGACAUGGAGGCCUCCUCUGAGAGCUUUAAGGAGCCACUGGCUAAGGAGCACAAUUCCGCAAAUAUUAAGACUUUUAAUGAAACGGACGACAAGCCAGAAUACAAGGAAAAUAAGCUAAACAAGAAACAGACCCUUAAAACAAAUAUAACAGAUUUACCACUGGUUGUGGCGGAGAAUCAUGCUGACCAAACAGAAUUAAUUCCUAGUUUGAACAGGGAUUCCAACUCGGAUUUACAAAAGAAAGAAAAGUUGCUUUCCACGCAAAUAUCAAGUCCCGCCCUGAGCUCCAAUGACGACUCCGGAGACGAAGACAAGCUGGUCAUUGAUGCCGAAUUACCUCCUAGCAUAACGUCUAAAGACUCGCCUUCUACAGUAACCUCCAAGCGAAAAAGAACUCUAUCCGAGAUUAAGAGUCCACCUACCCCAGGAGAAGGCCGCCUCACUCGCCAGAGAGCCAAACAAAUGCUGCUAGAAGAGAAGUCCCAGACAGAGAACCGAAUAUCGCUUGUAGAGCAAAUAAGAAGGCAGUUGCAGCAAGCUUUAGAUAAAUCAGAGCCCCUGAGAAGGGAUCCUGCUCCCGCAAAGGCUGUGAAACAGUUCCAGCAAACCCUAAGUAAAUUAGAGCCCCUCAAAACGGAUCCUGCUCCUGCAAAGUCUGUGGAAAAAUUUCAGCCAGCUGUAAAUAAAUCAGAACCCCCCAAAGGGAUCUAUAGUCCUGAUCCUGCAAAGUCAAAGAAAAACCCAGAUGAGCCUGAACAAAGUUUUGGAAGCUACGAAGAGUCGCCAGCUUCUCCCUGUGCCGAGCCCCUUGAUGACAACGUUGAUUCCAUUCCCGAAAUCCCUCUAGAGCAACCUAAUGGCUUGCAGUACGGUGGCCAGCCAAAGUCGAUUAUAGAACAUGUAAUUGAUGAGUACAAAGCCCAGCCAAAGCUCAGCCAAUUGCGAAGAAAAACUCUGGGAAAAUCGCAGCAAAAGCUAUGCUCUAGCAUUGGUAAAUACCUAGAAGAGAGUUUGGAUCUUGAAGACUUUUCCCUGGAGGUGUACAAGUUGACCAAGGAUGAGGCUGUGAUUGUGAAUGCCCUUGUGGUGGUAAUCACCAAGAUGGGCAUCGAAGGAAAUCCUCUCCAGCGUCUGAUUUCUGCUCUAAAUUACUUUAAAUUCAUGCCAAGAUUUUUGGCUGAAUUGGAGGAGCGUCUGUUCAGGAACACCAAGGAAAGACCGCCCACUGAAUUGGCCAUGAAGUAUGUAAAGCUGUACCUAGAGGCGGUUUCUAACACGGCCAGGGUUACCCAAGAAUACACGAAUCCGGCGAGACUGCUGCUGGCCAAGCUGCUCUAUCAUUACGAACAGGAUAUGCCAGAGACGGUGCUGGCGGUCCUCCGCCAGUUUCCCACGGCGCUGCCCCACCGCGAGGAGCGGCAGUACGAUCACUCGGAUCCCUUGAUUACUGUGAUUAAGCAUUUGCUUAUGAGUCGGACGUACGACAUGCAGGAUCCGGAUGGUGCCGAAAGAUUGCUGCUCUCCAAGCUGCGCUUCGAGUACCACUACCAGCCCUUUGAGCCCAGCAAGCAGCAGGUGCUGGAGAACCUCGUAGAGAAGCUGAAGGCGGGCCGCAGCCUGGAGCAGCUUGGCUACGCCUUUGCCCUCUUCUGCCGGCGCAGUCCGCAUCUCAAAGUGGUAGAUCUUGUCACGGAGCACCUAAUGCCGCUGGCCACCAGCUACUGUGAUCUCGCCCAAGAUGAGUCCUACGAUGACCGCCUCGUAGCUGUGCUGCAGUGCAUCUCGAUGGUUCUAAAGCCGCUCCCCUUAGAUACGGAUAUCUCUGCCCUUGUGGGACUCGUCAAGCGCUUGAUUGUGGCCGUGCCACGUCCCGGUGUCCAGCAGGCAGCUGUCCAGGCCUGCCUGCGCCUGCAACGCUUCGGAUUCCAGACCAUACGCGAUGCCCUGCAGAACUACAGACCCAAAUAUCCACUGGAUCCGCUCACGCGGGCCAUGCUGCGCUGCUUUGCGGAGCGGCGGAAGCAGUACCACAUCCUGGCCACCAAAGGAAUCUGUGCCAGAAAGUAGGCGCUGCUCUCGUAAA